Scleropages formosus (Asian bonytongue) is the source of this 3042-nucleotide messenger RNA. It is a transcript of the gene efcc1, whose product is annotated as EF-hand and coiled-coil domain containing 1. Gene Ontology annotation, molecular function: calcium ion binding. Bases 333 to 2210 code for a protein of 625 amino acids. The record is from RefSeq and is a predicted model, not a curated record. Lineage: Eukaryota; Metazoa; Chordata; Actinopteri; Osteoglossiformes; Osteoglossidae. The transcript is spliced from 9 exons.
CACAAACAAAACACAUAUGUUAUCGCGUGCCUGUAAAGUUUAAAGCAAAUUUAAACUCCGUUUUAGACACGAUUUUGUGCGGAGAAGGAGGCAGCUCGAGCCCUCUGACGUCAUCGCACACAUGUUGCGGUUUAUUUCUGACGGGACCUGCACUUCGGGGCCGGGUUGGGACGGGGGGCUAUAAAAGUAGGUUCCCAGGAACGCCUCCGCGUGCACACCGUCGUGGGGAGGUCCGCAGCGCGCCCAUGGACCGAGCGCAGGGGGAGCGGCGCGUGCGGCCAGCGGGCUGUAGCCGCCGCCUCCGCGUGCGCCCCUUUUAAUUUAGGCAGAAGAUGGACAGGGGCGACUCGAGCGACCCUUACCGGCGGCCCGCGCGCCGCACGCAGUGGAUCGUGAGCGCGCUCGCCUACCACUACGGGCUGGACCGGGGCGUCGAGAACGAGAUCAUCGUGCUGGCCACCGGCCUGGAUCAGUAUCUCCAGGAGAUCUUCCACCACAUGGACAUCCAGGGCCUCGGCAAGGUGUCCGCUGAGGACUUCCACAUACUCUGCGACGUGCUCGGGCUCGGCGGGGACGCGCACCUGGAGGAGAGCCGCGGCGUGCUGGACGACGUGCCCGCGGAGCUCACGUUCCGCCAGUUCCACGCCAAGCUGUGCGGCUACUUCAGCACCAAGGCGGGCUGCCAGUACGAGAGCGGGCGCCUGCUCGUGGGCCGCGAGAGCGAGCACAUCGAGACGCAGAUCCGCCUGCGCAGUCCUCUGCGCCGCAGGGAACGCGCCGCAGCGGCGGCUGCGGCGGCGUGCGCGCGCGCCCCUCCCGCGUCGCGGCGCCGCCACGCGACCGCCGGCGGCUGCGGCGAGCCGGGCUCGUGCGCGCGGGAGUGCUACGAGGAGGUCGUGGCGCUGGAGGAGGCCGAGGACCGCGUGGUGAAGCUCGAGGACGAGAACGCGAGCCUGCGCGAGCUGGUGGAGGACAUGCGCGCGGCGCUCCAGAGCAGCGACGCGCGAGCGCUGGCCCUGCAGGUGGGCCUUUGGAAGAGCCAUUCCGGACCCCCAGCGGAGGGAGGCCGCUUCAGCGGCUGCCGCCGGGUCUCCGCUCGCGACUCGGACCCGCGCGGCUGCGGGGACGAACCCCCGGGGGAGACCCUGCUCUUCCGGCAGGCGCUGGAGACGGAGCUGCGGAGCUCCCAGGAUGCACUGCUCGCGCUGGAGGAUGGCAACCGGCAACUGAAGAGGGAGCAGGCGCUCAUGAGGAGGAGGGUGGAGGAGGCCCGGCAGGCACUGCUCGGCAGCCUGGCCAAGGUGAAGGAGCUAGAGACAAAAGCGGGACGCGUCCCCCUGCUGCAGCGGCGCAUCCGUCACCUGGAGACCGAGCUGCUCCACUGCAGGUCUGAGGUGUCCAAGCUGCAGGUGCCCAGCAGUGGGACAGGAGACCCCGAGUAUCGGAGCGCUGGCAGCAGCAAUGGCCCCAACCGGAGGUGUUGCCUGAACAGCCAGCAGGACCGGCACUCCCCCACGGGGCACUCGGAGGCGGCUCCUGAACACGGGGAGGAGCAGCUCUUCCGCUCCGUGGAGGGACAAGCGGCGUCUGACGAGGAAGAGGAGAAAUGGACGGGGGAGCAGCAGAGCCAGGUGGCUGAGGUGAAGAAGAUCCUGACCAGGCUCUCGUGCUGUGGUGACAGGUGCGAUGACAAGGCCUUGAAGCGGCUCUUGUUGCACUUCGGUGGUGUCAGGGGCGAGGAGAGCCACGGCGCCGUGCUGCAGCUCCUGGAGAAGGUUACAGCGCUCAGUAGGCAGCUGCAGCUCAAGGAGAACCAGGCACGCAAGGCCCAGAUGGACAUGGACCAGAUGAAGGACAACCUCCUCCUGGAGCUGCAGCAGAAGGCUGAGGAGACCGAGCUUCUUCAUGCAGAGCUCCAGAUGCUGGAGACGGAGCGCGUGCGCCUGUCCCUGGUGGAGGAGAAGCUCAUGGACGUCCUGCAGCUCCUGCAGCAGCUGCGCGACCUGAAUGUCUCAAGGAGGUCUCUUGGCAAGAUCUUGUUAAGCACACUGGAGUCAUGCAGUGACCCUCAGCACGGAAAAGCCCACAUUCUGGAGGUACUGAAUGCUCUUUAUCACGAACUGACCGCUUGCGAGCUCCUGUCCACUGAGCCGCUGACGCGGACACAGAGUGGCCAGUCCCUGAGCAACGCGCUCCUCAUCACUUGUUGACAGAGGCUGCCUCCUACUGGCCAGAUGUCCUCCUAGCACCACCACUUCUCAGCACUAGUGAAGUUGGGACUGGAGCCCCUGAUGGGGAAAAAUGUGGCACAACAAGACUAUCUUUAGCAACUGAUGUUUUAUCAGGGUGACUGUAUUUAGUGCAUCACCGGUGAAAAGGAUAAGGUUCUUUUUAAUCUAAAAGAUUACAGAAAUGUUCUUUACUCUGUAAUCCUCAUGUUGGUCUUAGCUGUGCCUUCCCCUCAAUGCAGUUUCACACUGUAAUGUUGCCACACUUAUUUAUUGUUGUUAUGCAACAGGUUCUCAUUUAGUGAGUUAGGGGUUUUUUUGGGGGUGGGGGAGGAGUGUUUAACAAUUGUUUAGAAACAGAUCCAACCCUUAAUGUGUAUUAGUUGUAAAAUCUUAAACACAACUAAUCAAUUACUGCCUUUCAGAGCUUUUGCAAAUUUUUUUGCUUAUACUGUCAAUUUGAAUUAACUUAUCCACCUUGAAGUCAUGGGUAGAAAAUGUUAAGAUAUCACUCCGGCAAACAAUGAGCUGAAGCAAGUUUGCUUCAAGUUUUUACAAGAACCAAGGAAUGUCGGGGAGAGCAGUGGAUUACUGCACCUGCUGCAAGCGUGUAUGCGAAGUGUAUAUACUAUACUACCAAAUCUCAUUUGAGGUUUUCGUCUGGCUCUUGAACUGGGACUCGAGGGGAGUUAAUGUAGUACAUUUUAUUUUGUAGGACAUCUAUAAAGAGGAUGAGUAUAAACAUGCUUUAAAAGCUCUCAUACUAUGCACCUUUUCUAACUCCUAGACUGUAUUUCCCUUGUUGAAUCCCACA